Molecule: messenger RNA, 924 nt
Organism: Adineta ricciae
Lineage: Eukaryota; Metazoa; Rotifera; Eurotatoria; Adinetida; Adinetidae
Source: the annotation of a GenBank genome assembly
AUGUUCAUACGUUAUGCAGGUAUUCCAAUACUAUGCAUUAGCUUAUUUGGUUGUAUGAUGAAUGCAAUGGUGUUUUCAAGUGGACGCUCGUAUCGAACCAAACCAUGCACAUUCUUUCUGAUGGUAGCAGCCAUUGCAUCGUGUGUACAGUUAAUAUGUGCAACAUUAUCGCGUAUUCUGGCAUAUGGUUUUAACAACGAUUUAACCGCUUUGUCAUUGACUUGGUGUAAAAUAAAGCAGCAUUUUGUUGCAACUUGCUAUGGCAUAUCUGUGACAUGCUUUUGGUUAGCAACUCUUGAUCAGUUUCUAAUAACAUCACGAGCUGUCUUUCUACGACGAUUGAGUAGGAUCGAGUGGGCUCAUCGUAUCGCCGCUGCUGUCAUUGUUCUGUGGAUGUUGCAAGAUGUACCGUUCUACAUCUUUGUUGACAUUCGGUCGAAUGUCUGCGGUAUUUACAAUUCAUUUUGGCAAACUUACAAUACUUACGUUUGCUUUUGGUUUUUAUAUAUGACAAUUCCGAUUGUCAUAAUGAUCAUAUUUGGUUCACUUGCCUAUCGAAAUUUACGUGGUUUGACAAGCGUGCAACUGCAAGGUGCUGAUCAGCAACUUACCUUGAUCAUUUGUGGGCAGAUAGCUACGAUUAUAAUCACUGUUUUACCAACAUGUAUUUAUAAUGCUUACUCACAAAUAACGAUCACUGCAAACAAAAGUGCUGAACAGAAGAGUUUAGAGUUUUUCAUUGCAAAUAUCAUUAGUUUUUUAGCAGCUAUUGGACUCGGAGGUACUUUCUAUAUAUUUCUCAUUAUUUCAAGCACUUUUCGUCGACAAUGUAAGCGGUGUCUAUUUUACUUUUGUUUAAAUUCAAAAGUUGCCGUAGCACCUACGAAUAACAGUACAAGUGUCAGACAACGUACAAAAAACUGA